AUGUCCUCACCUUCCAUAUCAACCGACACUGCACAAAAUGACCAUCCACUUCCAAAAAAUUAUGUUCCUCUUUAUCUCCCUCGCCUGCUGGGGGGGGGGGGGGCAUCUUAUUUGUUAAUUGAUUGCUCUCGCUCAGAAGCAUAUAGGGAAUUUAGGCACUGGCACGAUGGGAAGUACUGUCUCGAAAACGAUUGUCCAGGAAAGCUGCAAAAUUUUGUAACCACUGCGCGUUUCUUUACCGCUUUGAGUACGAUAAUGAAUACCCACUACUUUUGGGUUUUUUGGGAUAUGAGCAUCAGAGGAAGUGGAAGUGGAAGUGGAAGUGAGCCUCUAAGAAUACUUUACAACAUUGUUGUUCCUCUUGGGUAUUUUCAACUCAUAUUUCUGAGCGCAUUCUACUUUUGCCGGUGUAAAAAGCUGGCGCACAGUCUCGUCGAGUACCUUAUCAUGAGGAGAAAGUUAAUAAUGUCUAAAUCUCAACAUCGAGUUGGACAUUUCAAACGCAAGUUAUCGUUCAUGUUGGUAUUUUGCUGGUCGCAAUAUUGA
Messenger RNA from Lachancea nothofagi CBS 11611, 546 nucleotides. Lineage: Eukaryota; Fungi; Ascomycota; Saccharomycetes; Saccharomycetales; Saccharomycetaceae. The record is from the annotation of a GenBank genome assembly.